GUUCUUUCUCUCCACACAACGGACAACAGUCACUCUCUCAUUCGUCUGCAGCCUGUAGUAACCCUCCUAGCUAGAUGUCGUUCUUCCAUCUCUUCAACCGAAAGGUGGAACCUGCAGCAAGUAGAUGAACCAGCCGGUUCAGCCUUCAGACCAGAGGGAGAGAGAAUCCAGUGCUUGUUGGCAUCAGUGUGCUGUAUAUGUGUAUAUGUGUGUGUGUCUGCCGAGAGAAGAGAGGACUGCCUUCCAGUGUGUGUGUGUCGAAGUGACAGUGUUUCUUUGCUUGAGCGGGAGAGUGAGUGUGCGAGUUUCUUGCUCUGAAUAGUAGGAGAACGGCAGCUCACUAGUGUGUGUUCAUGUGAAUGAAUGCAUGAGCGUGCGAAGGAGAGUGUGUUUUUCCACAGUGCGUGUGUGUGUCCUCCUCUCUGAGGAGUAGUCGGAGGGCAACUCUCUCCCCCUGGCGGGUGUGUGAGUAGAUGGCAGUAUGUGUGUGUUCUGCCCUGUCCUCCCUUCUCCUGCUCCUGAGCUGUGGUGUAGCGGGAGGAUACCCCUUCAGAGCCCCCAUAGACCUGGAUGUCACCCCCAGGAUCACUGUGACUACCAGCGGUCUGUUGGGCUGCAGACGUUUCCAGUCCUCAGUAGUGAACUACAGUACUCUGCUACUAGAGGAGGACAUGGGUCUUCUCUACGUGGGGGCCCGAGGGGCCGUGUUCGCUCUCAACGCCACAGACAUCUCAGACAGCACAGCUCGCACUAUUGAAUGGGAAGCCUCGGAGGAGCAGAAGCAGCAGUGUCUGAGCAAAGGGAAAGACGAUAAGACAGAGUGUUAUAACCACAUCAGGUUUCUCCAGAGAUUUAAUUCCACUCAUCUCUACAUGUGUGGGACUCACGCCUUCAAACCUCUUUGUGCGUACAUAGAUGAGGAGAGUUUUAAAGUGUCGUCUGAGUUUGAGGAGGGUAGAGAGAAGUGUCCGUAUGGACCUGCAACAGGCUACACUGGCCUCAUCGUGGACCAGCAGAUGUACACGGCGUCUCAGUAUGAGUUCCAGUGCUCUCCGGACAUCCGGCGUAACGACCCCUAUCCCAUGGUGAGGACAGAGGAGGCACCCACUCGCUGGUUUCAUGAGGCUGACUUUGUGGGCAGUGCCCUGGUGAGGGAGAGUGAGGGCAGUACUACCGGAGAUGACGAUAAAAUCUACUACUUCUUUACCGAGAAGAGCCAGGAGCAGACACCAUACUACAGCCACAUUAGAGUGCCACGGGUUGGACGAGUCUGUAAGGGAGAUAGAGGAGGUCUGUUGACCCUCCAGAAGAGGUGGACAUCAUUCCUAAAGGCCACACUGGUGUGUUCGCUGCCGGAAUACAACUUACACUUCAACGUGUUGAGGAGUAUUUACACGCUGUCGGGACACACACCUCACGACACACUCUUCUACGGUGUCUUCAGUCCCGAGUGGAAGAACGUGAAGAUAUCAGCAGUGUGCCGGUUCUCUCUGUCUGAGGUCCAACGGGUCUUUGACGGGCCCUAUAUGGAGAAUCAGGACUCUGGAGCCGAGGGGAGCGAGUACACUGGAAAGGUCCCUGACCCACGACCUGGAUCAUGUAUUACAGACCAGUUGAGAUCCAGAGGUAUAAACUCCUCCACCUCCCUGCCAGAUGACAUGUUGAACUUUGUGAGGAGACACCCUCUGAUGUCCCAGCAGGUCAUGUCUACAGAGCAGCGCCCCCUGUUGUUCAGGAGGACAACAGACUACACCCAGCUGGUGGCUUACAAGGUGGAGGGGAUGGACGGGCAGAACUACCAUAUACUCUUCAUGGGCACAGACGAUGGCUGGCUGCACAGAGCUGUAGAGGUCAAGGGUCAUCUACACAUUAUAGAGGAGCUACAGCUGUUUGACCAACCACAGCGUGUGGAUAGCCUGGUUAUUUCACAUACACAGAUGAGUGUGUAUGUAGGUUCUCCCUCUGGUGUGGUCCAGCUACCCCUCUCCACCUGCAAUAGGUACAAUUCCUGUUACGACUGUAUCUUCUCCAGGGACCCUUACUGUGGCUGGGAUGGACAGGACUGUUUGGAUAUCACAGCACAGACUGACAGGUCUAACCUGACCCAGGAUGUCCUGUAUGGGAACAGAGGAUGUGACAACGAGCCGGUCCAGCACCGGAGCCGGUCUGUAAUGGUGGGAGAUGACGUGCUGCUCCAGUGUGAAAUUAGCUCCAAUCUGGCAACCCCAGUGUGGACUCUGGACGGGUCAGAGCUGCAGGGCUAUGGCCUGGACUCUGGCUUCAGGGUGGGCACCGACGGCCUCCUGGUCAUCGAGUCCCAACCGGAGCAGAGCGGCGAGUACACCUGCCACGCCCUCGAGAACGGUGUCCGAGUUGCUGUGGUUAAGUACUCUGUGACGGUACGUCUAGAUAUGCCACAUCCCCCUCCCCCACCCAUCGACCAAUCCCAAGACCAUCCCUACUACCCUCCUCCUCCACCCCUCACCAAGCUCUUCCACCCCUCGCCCCCUCCUCUGAGAGGCCCCUGCCACCCUCUGCCCCGGCCCCUCUCCCCCCACCUCAGAGCUGCCACCCUCUGCCCCAGCCCCUCCCCCCCCCACCUCGGAGCUGCUCUCCCCCAGGAGCAUGGAGGCUAUGUACCUGUCCUUGAUCACCAUCCUAGGAGGUCUGUGUCUGGUUCUCACCGUGGUCCUCCUCUACCUGGGCUUCUGUCUGCGGGGCAGCCACAGGGGGAAGUACUCUCUCCGCGCUGCCGCCGCCGCCUCAGCCGCGUCUGCCAAUCACACGGACAGGAAGAGGAAACACAGGAAGCAGCAGCAGAAACGCCACAGUAGCUCCGCCCACCUGGAUCUCAACACCAUCUCCAGACACUGUAACGGUAACGGCGUCUCCCAAAAACCGGGGAACGGUGACACGCACAAAGGGGGCGUCUUCCAGAUCGUCCCGAGAGAGGGCCAGCCGUCCCCCAACAAGGAUCCCCCUCCCCCUGCCCCUCCUCUCCCCCCGCCCCCUCAGACCCCCCACACCCCCCUCAACCAAUCAGAGUGUGACUUGCAAGACUUCCCCAGCCCCAACGGCCUAUCGGCGACGUUACCCAGCGUCUUGCGGAGGAUGCACGGUAACAGAUACAUGUUGUUAAGACAGAGUGAGGCGGAGAGCAGCUCCCCUCUCUGCCGCUCCUUCACUGAGGAACUCAACACGAUUCUGGAGAAGAGGAAGCACACGCAGCUGCUGCCAAAACCGAACGAGAGCUCUCUGUAGUAGAGGGAACACAUCUCUGUGUCAGGGAGGUAGCUCCCCCUGGUGGGAGGACUGAACUGGACCCACUAAUAUUGUCCAUUUAGCAGACGCUUUUAUCCAAAGCAACGUACAUCAGUGAGUGGCCAUUGGUCUGGUUCUGGUUGAAGUAUCAACUGUGUUUCAAAAUAAAAUAUUUCUGCACACUAUUCGGCCCCCCUAUCGCUAUCCCCUGUUUGACACCCAAAGCCAUGGGUUACAGUGAGUACACACAUAAGAGAGACAGAGAGAACCUACCCCAGCUCAGCAGAGCUCAGCAGGCUAGACCUACCCCAGCUCCAGUCAAUACACCUCAGUCUGGAUCAAUAAACGAUGAGCCCUGGAAGGGGUGAUUCAAGGGACAGGCCUCAAAUCUCAGCCCCAGAUUAAGGCUCCUCGCUGGGCAGGACACGAGGGGCGGAGACCCUGGAAGUCUCAACACAGCCCAUGAUGACAAGGAAGAAGAGGAGGAAGAAGAAGAUGCUCACGGGAAUAUGCAUUCUUGUGAAGUGUGACAAUGAUUUGACUUGUGUUUUUAAAUGGAGGCAGCUGUCCAAAGGAGAGACCAGACGUGUUUUAAGAUGUUGUGCUCUACACCUUUGUAGCUGGUUUCAUAUUGGACAUUGAGGGCAAAAUGUGUUUUUAUUCUUAGAAGUUUGUAAAUUAUUAUGUGAAUAUUGAUUACAAUGGUAACACAAAAUGUAAUAACCAAAUGUGAGUAAUAUUAUUAACACAUAUCAACUCUUAACCCCAGACAGAGAGAGUAAUCCAAUGAAAAUACCCUUUGUACAUUAUUUUUGUGUAAUAGGAAAUUGGACAGUAUUAACCGUUUUAAUGAAAUGUAAAUGCCGUUUCCUUCAGACAUUCCCUGGUUAUUAUCUACUCAACUCAAUGGACACUACAAACACAUCAGGAAUAUAAGAGAUUCAACCCCAUCUGAGUAGGAGCCAAUGGAUUACCAGAAUCCAUACACUGCUGUCUCUCUCUCUCCCAUCCAACCCCAACCUAAUGGGUCUGAACUAUGGUUGGAAAAUAGGUCUGAGCUCUACCACGACAUCACAGCUCCACAGAGGCCACAGAGGACCAGACAUCAUGUACACCUGAGGCCUGAGAGAUGCUGUCUAGUUUGCUGUCUGCUUGAAACAGAUCUUGCUAACUUCAACUCCAGACAUUCUCAGAUAUGGUGUGAUGUCUGGUACCGUGACACUAAUAUCUUGCCCACCGGGAAUAGCUUCAAAAUGUCUGAAUAACUUUGAAUAGUCACUGUUUGGAAUCAAACACAGUUCCAGUACCAUUGGAAGACCAAUUAUAAUCCAGAGGGACUGAGGAAACAGUCUAUUCAUCCAUUCUACAACAAACAGCAUGUUCUAUCCCAUGUUAACCUGAGAACUGGAUACCUCAGGAAGUAAUAUAGGCCAGGGUACAGUACAGGUACUCUCUGUAACUGGUAUACUCCUGUGCGGUUCAUCACAAGAGCAAACUGGCGAAAGGGGCAUUUAAUGGUUCUGGUCUUCACAUCAAACAACUCUGCCCUCUCUGUAGUCCUCUCUGUAAGGAUGACAAACUAUGACAAAAUGGAUGCUUACUAAUCAUGAUCCCCAUCCUAACUGUUGCCAGGUUUGAAAAUGAAUGUAUUGUAAUUUUGUUCUAUGUUGCUAUUCUACUGUCAGUGUUGUUGUUUUGGUGCAAUUUGUAAGAAGCAUUGAUGUGGGUGUCUAGUCCAUUAGUGUUGCACUAGUAAUCUAAUAGCACGGUAGAACAACAGGGGUCUCCAACUCUGGUCCUGGAGACCUACGGGCGGUGCAGGAUUUCUUCCAACCCAGCACUACCACAGCUGAUCCAACUUAUAAUGGUCCAGAGUCAAACUGAAGACUGUGAUGAAUUGAGUGUGUUUAGUAGGUACGUUAGUGAUUGGUUGGAGCAAAACCCUGCACAUGCAGUCACUCUCUAGAGCCGGAGUUGUAGAACCUGUUGUUGAAGCAUGGUAUCUUCGUUAACAACAUGAUGACCAGAAUACACCACCACAACCAUAAUGUGACAGAUGAUAAGACUCUUCAGUCUGGCCCAUUCAUCUGGGUUGGCUUAGAUAAAGUUCCCCACAGCUCGUUAAGCAACUUCCACAGCAUUCAUCAUUCUGUCUUUCGUUCUCGCUCUCCCUAUUGCUCGCUCUGUCUCUAUCUCCGCCUCUCUCUCUCUCUGUAAUAUUAUGAAUAUUAAGUCCAAUGCAGACACACGAUGUCAUCCUGCUUUACUAACAGUAAAACACUGAGUAGCAGUUCACCAGUGAAGGCUGCUGAGGGGAGGACAGCUCAUAAUAAUGUCUGGAACAGAGCGAAUGGAAUGGCAUCAAACACAUGGAAACCACUACCAUUACCACAAGCCCGUCCUCUCCAAUUAAGGUGCCAGCAACCUCCUGUGCAGCUCACUGACUUCUGGUUCAUUUAAAUGUCAUUUAUCUGAGUUGAAAUUCUAAUAAACGAUGUGU
Messenger RNA from Oncorhynchus keta (chum salmon), 5761 nucleotides. RefSeq names its product semaphorin-4G-like. Gene Ontology annotation, molecular function: semaphorin receptor binding; chemorepellent activity. The transcript has 16 exons. Lineage: Eukaryota; Metazoa; Chordata; Actinopteri; Salmoniformes; Salmonidae. Bases 474 to 2834 code for a protein of 786 amino acids. The record is from RefSeq and is a predicted model, not a curated record. Gene Ontology annotation, biological process: axon guidance; negative chemotaxis; positive regulation of cell migration.